Molecule: messenger RNA, 6698 nt
Organism: Nerophis lumbriciformis (worm pipefish)
Lineage: Eukaryota; Metazoa; Chordata; Actinopteri; Syngnathiformes; Syngnathidae
Gene: mecp2
Product: methyl CpG binding protein 2
Biological process (GO): negative regulation of transcription by RNA polymerase II
Cellular component (GO): heterochromatin; nucleus
Molecular function (GO): double-stranded methylated DNA binding; chromatin binding; methyl-CpG binding
Source: RefSeq, a predicted model, not a curated record
GUUGGAAAAGGACUCGGAGGGGGCGGGGUGCAGCAGAGAUGUUUGGAGGCUUUUUUUUUUUUUUUUAUAUAUAAAAUUAUUUAUUUAAAUAAAAAUGGCUGCCGUGGAGAGCGAGGAGGAGCGAAUAGAGGAGGGCCAGGAGGAGCGUCCAGAGCGACAACAGUCCCACAGCAAGACCAAGAAGCCUCGCAAGGAACGCCGCCAUGUUGAGCCGGCUCCACCCUCCCAGGAGCCCCACGCCUCAGCAUCAGAGCCCGUGGCGGGGCCCUCGCAGGGGGCGGGGACGCAGCCCGAGGCGGAGCCCGCAGGGUCUCCCAGGCAACGGCGCUCCAUCAUCCGAGACCGUGGACCGCUGUACGACGACCCCUCGCUGCCCGCAGGCUGGACCCGUAAGCUCAAGCAGAGGAAGUCCGGACGCUCGGCGGGGAAGUUUGACGUCUACCUGAUCAACUCGGAGGGAAAGGCUUUCCGCUCCAAGGUGGAGCUCAUGGCCUACUUCCAGAAGGUCGGCGACACCACCACCGACCCCAACGACUUUGACUUCACCGUGACCGGACGCGGAAGCCCGUCCCGCCGCGAGAAGAAGCCCCCCAAGGCGCCAAAGGCGGCCAAACCGUCCGGCCGAGGCCGUGGCAGGCCGAAAGGCAGCGGGAAGAUGCGGCAGGCCACAGAGGGCGUGGCCAUGAAGCGCGUGGUGGAGAAAUCUCCAGGAAAACUCUUGGUCAAGAUGCCCUACGGCAAGGCGGAGUCCAGCAGCGGGACCACGCCCACAACAUCAAAGGUGUCUCCUCCUACGCUGCCGUCAAUCAAGUCCCGCCCAGGCAGGAAGAGGAAGUCAGACCAGGAUCUCCCCGACCCUCCGCAGACGGCGCCCAAGAAACGAGGCAGGAAACCAGCCUCGGCUUCAGCGGCGUCGACGGUCGCCGUGGCGUCUUCCUCAGCAGCGUCCACCUCGGCGAUGCCGACAGCGGGGGGCUACGCCGCUGCCGCCAUCAUGGCCGCCGAGGCCAAGCGCAGAGCAACCAAGGAGUCCGUCGUCCAGGAAACGGCUCUCCCCAUCAAAAAACGCAAAGCGAGAGAGACCGUGGAGGAGCGGGAGAGCGUUCCGACCCCGGCGGCGAGCACCUCGGAGCCAGGAAGGACGGAGGGCGUUCCCAGGGAAGCGACGCAGACCUCCCAGCCUUCGUCUUCGUCCUCUUCGGAGCAGAGCCAGUCUCAAACCCAGAAGCAGACGUCCGCUCCCCAGGAAAGUUCCCCGCAUGGACACAAGGCGCACAAAGAGAGGAAGCACAAGGAGAAGAGCGCGGCGGCAGGAAGUGGCGAGGAGGAAGGGAGCGAGGACGCCGGAGAAAAGGGAGGAGGAGAAGGAAGGAGUCCCUCCAAAAGCCAAAAGAGGAAGGAGCACUCGCCUCAGAAACACCACCAUCAUCACCAUCACCACCGCCAUCAUCACCAUCAUCACCAUCAUCGCCACCAACAGACCUCCUCUGAGGAUCAUCCUCAUCCCACAUCUGGACACUCCGACCAAUCCAGACCGACAACCGACACGCAGCAAGCCCCCAAGCCGCCCCCACAAUCCCACCCGCCGCCCCCAGCCCCGCCGUGUCCCCUCCAAACCCAGCAGUCUCCAGGUCAUUCCCAGCCCCGAGUCUUGCCGACUCAGCCGCACCCCCAGAAACCGCCGCCUCCGGUUCAGCACAGACCUCAGCUUCCAGCCCGGCACGGUCCUCCCCCGUCACACCUUCCAAAGCCCCCCCCGGCCGUCUCGCAGGCCCCUCCUCUCCAGGCCAGGAAUCUACGGCCGCAAACCGCCGUAACGCUCCCGCCUCAACCCGGACCCCGCUUUCAGACUCAGCCCCGCCCUCAGACCAGUUCCCCCACCGCAGCCCAAGCCCACUUUCAGCAGCAGUCCGUGUACAGGACCCCCCCACAGACCACGAUGAGACCUCCUUCGCAAUACCAACUCCACUACCAGUCCAGGCCCCCGCAGGUCCGACCACACUUUCAGCACGCCCAGCCACAGCCCCCCAGGCCCCACCCGCCGCAGCGACCGUCCAUCAGCGCGGUCGGUAGACCCCGCCCGGUGUUGCCGGUUCAGCAGAUCGAGCAGCCUCAAGACCUAAGCACUGCGGCCCUCGCUCGCAGGGCGGAAGGGGGCCCCAGGAUGGAUCGAAGAGCUGAACCAGGACUCGUCUCCGAGGGCUCAAACAGCACCGGCAGGCCUCCCAGCUCCGUGCGGGCCGACCCCCCAGGAGGAGACAUUGUCCCCCAAUCCGCCGUUCCCUGUCCGAGCCGGGAGGAGACGGUGGAUUCUCGGACUGCCGUCAGCGAAAGGGUCAGCUGAUGGACCGGUCUCUGGUUGCCGUGGACCGAGGUGACACCGCCCAGGGCUCGUCCUCCAUCUUUGUGCACUGUUGUUCUGAGGAACGACCUUCCCUCCCAGCUCCAAACUCGACGGACGACGCGAGAGAUGGACGGAUGGCGGUUUUUUUUUAGGAAAAACAAAAGGAAAACUUGAGUGAAAGUGAAAGUGAAAGUGUGUGUGCGUGUGUGUGUGUGUGUACAUAAUCUAAAAGGCAGCUGUCGCGUCCCGCCAGUCUUGGCAGGGGAAGAGGAAGCAGUUUGGAACUACAAACAAACGCCCAAUUAGUCCGAAUGAAGCCUCAUUUCCGGAAUAUAACUUUUGAUUUUCUAUUUUGUUCGUUUAUCGUUUCGUCUUCACAGCUUUAAAAGUUCAUGUCAUUGACCGGCGCUCCCUUGCACGUCUGACGCUCCCUUGUCCCACAUCAGCGCCUUCCAGAAACUAAACCCGGAAGAGCGGGGCGCGCUUCAUUCGCACUUCCUGGUAGUUUCAUGUGUUUUUUCCACAGCGGCCUCCCCGCUGGUAGCCCACAUAUGGACGCCGACGUGACAAGCCGACAUGUUCCGGAGUCUUCCGGGCUGACUCCCACGUGACGUGAGUCCUUCUUCCAUAUUGGUUAUGUUUUUCUUUGUUAUUAUUAUCGACCUAGCGUAGCGUCUUUUUCUUGACCUCGGUUCCAAUUGUCGUUACCGUGACAAUCGUCUUUGUCUUGAAUGUCCCGGAGGGAACCCAUUUGGACCACUGGCAGACUGAGGUUCCAACUCCGGAACCGGGGGUAUUCGUCGUAGUGCGACUUUAGGACAGCCGUCAAGAAGUUUUCACCGGUUUUUGUCUUCCAGGCUUUCUAGCGAUGGUUUUGCUUGUGAUUGGUCAGAACACGAGUCACAACUUUCGCUUUCGUUUUGAUCACAUGACUACAAAACCCCAAAACCAGUGGAGUUGGCACGUUGUGUAAAUGGUAAAUAAAAACGUAUAUUCAAUUGAAUAGACUGCAAAGACAAGAUAUUUCAUGUUCACACUGAGAAACUUAAUUUAGAAUUUAAUGGCAUCAAAACAUUGCAAAAAAGUUGUCACAGGGGCAUUUUUACCACUGUGUUACAUGGCCUUUCCUUUUAACAACACUCAGUAAAUGUUUGGGAACUGAGGAGACACAUUUUUAAGUGGAAUUCUUUCCCAUUCUUGUUCAACAGUCUCCCUUCUGCUAUUUUAGACUUCAUAUUGAUUUUCAAUGGGAGACAGGUCUGGACUACAGGCAGGCCAGUGUAGUACACGCACUCUUUUACUAUGAAGCCACGUUGAUGUAACACGUGGCUUGGCAUUGUCUUGUUGAAAUAAGCAGGGGCGUCCAUGAUAACGUUGCUUGGAUGGCAACAUAUGUUGCUCCAAAACCUGUAUGUACCUUUCAGCAUUAAUGGUGCCUUCAAAGAUGUGUAAGUUACCCAAGUCUUGGGCACUAAUACACCCCCAUACCAUCACAGAUGCUGGCUUUUACACUUUGCGCCUAGAAAAAUCCGGAUGGUUCUUUUCCUCUUUGGUGCAAGGACACGACGUCCACAGUUUCCAAAAACAAUUUGAAAUGUGGACUCCUCAGACCACAGAACACUUUCCCACUUUGCAUCAGUCCAUCUUAGAAGAGCUCGGGUCCAGGGUGUUGUUGAUAAAUGGCUUCGGCUUUGCAUAGUAGAGUUUUAACUUGCACUUACAGAUGCAGCGACAAACUGUAGUUACUGACAAUGGUUUUCUGAAGUGUUCCUGAGCCCAUGUGGUGAUAUCCUUUACACACUGAUGUCGGUUUUUGGUGCAGUACCGCCUGAGGGAUCCAAGGUCACGGGCUUAGCUGCUUACGUGCAGUGAUUUCUCCAGAUUCUCUGAACCUUUUGAUGAUAUUACGGACCGUAGAUGGUGAAAUCCCUAAAUUCCUUGCAAUAGCUGGUUGAGAAAUGUUGUUCUGAACCAACUUGCUCAGGCAUUUGUUGACAAAGUGGUGACCCCUCGUCCCAUCCUUGUUUGUGAACGACUGAGCAUUUCAUGGAAGCUGCUUUUAUACCCAAUCAUGGCACCCACCUGUUCCCAAUUUGCCUGUAGGAUGUUCCUAAUAAGUGUUUGAUGAGCAUUCCUUAACUUUCUCAGUCUUUUUUGCCACUUGUGCCAGUUUUUUGAAACAUGUUGCAGGCAUGAAAUUCCAAAUGAGCUAAUAUUUGUAAAAAAUAAAGUUUGCCAGUUGGAACGUUAAAUAUCUUGUCUUUGCAGUCUAUUCAAUUGAAUAUAAGUUGAAAAGGAUUUGCAAAUCAUUGUAUUCUGUUUUUAUUUACCAUUUACACAAUGUGACAACUGCACUGCUUUUGGGGUUUGUACAUUAGUUCUUUCAAUUCUGCAUUAGGUCGAGCCGCUACACUCCGGUCGCGCUUUUAUUCCACUUGUGAAUUGGAACGGGAGGAUACGCUGUUGUGGUCUACCACCAAGCAAAGCGGGACGAUUUAUAGACUGACGGCGUUAAAAAACGGAAAGCGUUGACAAAGUUAAUAUUAAACCACGUUUUUGUCCGCGGUUGUUUCCGGAUGUUUGCCCAAUGGACCAGGAAGUACACUGUAAGAAAAAUCUGUCGGUUUUUUUACGCUAAAAUACUGACGGCUCAGUCGACAGAAUUUGACUGAAAUGCACUGUAAAAAAAAACUUACAAAAAAAAAAAACUCAGUCGCCAGAAUUUUACUGUAAAAAGAAGAGUGUUGCUAUUUUUCAUCGACAGCAGGGGUGUCCAAACUUUUUCCACACUGACUAAUGAAAGCAUUCAUGCUCCAUUUUGGUACUUUUCAUCUAAAUUCAGUUUUGGUGAGUGUUAAAAGUCCCAUGGACCCAAAAAGGGUCUCAGUCUUUAAAGUAUUUCAAAUAAUUCAUGUAUUAAUAUUAUUUUUACAUUUAAAUUCUUAAAUACCGAUAGAUCAACUUCAGAUUUAUCCGUAUAUUAUAAGGUUUAAAAAAAAAAAAGAAGUUUUAUGCCCUUUUUGUCAACAAAAAGCUGGUUUUAUUCUUAUAGCAAACACACAUGCAAUAUUUUCCAGAAAAAAUAUUCAAAGCGAAGUAAUUGGAGCCUUAAAUAGGUCAAUAAUUCAUAACAACAUUGAUUUUAACUAGAGAUGCUUUAGAAUGUAAUAUCGGAAAUUAUCGGUAUCAUUUUUUUUUUAUUAUCGGUAUCGUUUUUGUUUUUUUUAAUUAAGUCAACAUAAAUAAAAAAAAGAUACACUUACAAUUAGUGCACCAACCCAAAAAACCUCCCUCCCCCAUUUACACUCAUUCACACAAAAGGGUUGUUUCUUUCUGUUAUUACGGUAAUAUUGUGGUUCCUACAUUAUAUAUCAAUAUAUAUCAAUACAGUCUGCAAGGGAUACAGUCCGUAAGCACACAUGAUUGUGCGUGCUGCUGGUCCACUAAUAGUACUAACUUUUAACAGUUAAUUACAUUUUUUCAUUAAUUACUAGUUUCUAUGUAACUGUUUUACUCUCUUUUUUAUUCAAGAAAAUGUUUUUAAUUUAUUUAUCUUAUUUUUUUUUUUUUUAAAGGACCUUAUCUUCACCAUACCUGGUUGUCCAAAUUAGGCAUAAUAAUGUGUUAAUUCCACGACUGUAUAUAGUGGUAUCGGUUGAUAUCAAUAUCGGUAUCGGUAAUUAAGGGUUUGGUCAAUAUCGGAAUAUCGGAUAGCGGCAAAAAGCCAUUAUCGGACAUCCCUAAUUUUAACUCAUUAUCUUUUGACCAAUGACACUUAAAAAGGUCUGGGGACCCAAAAGGGUUUCUGUCAUUUAAGUGUGAAAAACAAAUCAUAAGAUUUUUUUUUUUUACUUUUAGAAUUAGAAUAUCUAUAUAUCAACGUCAGAUCUGUCCAUUGACGUAAAGUUUGAUUUUUUUUUUAGGUUUUGUAAACCCCCCCUCUUUUUUUUAUGGCAAAAACACAACAUUUUCCUGUUGAAAAAAUGUUCAAAGUGGAUUAAUUAAUUAUUGAUGUGAAUUAAUACGUCAAUAAUUCAUACCAGCAUUGAUUUUAACUCAUUAUUUUUUGACCAAUGACACUUAAAAAGGUCUGGGGACCCAAAAGGGUCUCAGUCUCUAAAGUAUUUCAAAUAUUAUGUGUUAAUAUUAUUUUUACUUUCAACGCUUAAAUAGCUAUAGGUCAAUUUCAGAUUUAUCCGUCUAUUAUAAUUAAAAACACUUUAAAAAAAAAAAAAUGUUAUGCCCUUUUUGUCAACACAAAUCUGGUUUUAUUCUUAUAGCAAACACACGAUAUGCAAUAUUUUUCAGGAAAGUACUUCAAAGUGAAGUAAUUGGACUCAAAUGUAUGCAUAUA